CCCGAGGCGCGCGCCAAGUGCGGUGCCGCGGCGGAGCGGCGGGUGCCCGGCGCCGCGCUUCUCCGAUGGCAGCGUCAGUCGCGCACGUGCUGCGCUGCCACGGGAGUCGCUCCCGCAGGCCUCCCUCCAGGACACGGCGACCUACGGACAUGUCGGCCUCUAGCUCCGGGAGCCUGGCCCUGUACGGUGCCUUGGUGCUCGUGUACCUGGGCCUGACGGCAGACUUCUACCUCACGUACCGCCUGACCACCGACGUGGACGUCCUGCGAGCGAUGUUGGUGGACAGUGGGUCGCGGGGAGACCGGACUGUGCCGUUGGCGAGGACCAAGAGACGCGUGCGGAGGCAUCGGCGCGGCGGCGGCGAUGACCAGCCGCGCGAAGCGGUCGACGACGACGACGCCGAGGAUAGCAACGUGCCCAGCGUGGAGUUCUUUCCCAAACCGCAGCAGGCGCCCGGAACGACACACGGCGGGGAAGGAUACGUGUGGCUCACGUCCUACUCCCGGAUACCCCUGGUGGUGCUGCAAGAAUUUUGCCUUUCGGCCAGGCGGUACUGUCCUUCCGGAGAAAAGGGUCCACCCGGAAUCCCAGGGAACCCCGGCUACAAGGGCGACCGAGGAGAGCGAGGCGAUCGUGGCUUUCCCGGGGAGCCUGGCACCACUGGCCCGCAUGGGCCCCAAGGCAUGCCCGGACUGCUGGGGCCCAGAGGCGAGCCCGGACACCCAGGUAAACCUGGGCUGGACGGCAGAGAUGGCCUUCCAGGGGAGCCCGGCCUGGACGGUGUGCCGGGAAGAGACGGCGUGGACGGGGUUCCGGGCCGCGACGGAUACCACGGCACGCCCGGCACCCCGGGAAGGCCGGGCACCAACGGCACCGACGGGAUUCCUGGUAUGUCGGGACCUCGAGGUCCACCCGGACUUCCGGGACCUCCUGGCCUUCCCGGCACUCGGGGCAAGAAGGGUGCGCCCGGCCAUCCCGGAGCAGCGGGCAUACCAGGUGUUACUGCCUGGAAACUUGGCACUCACAACGCUUCGGAGUCAAGCAAGCUCCUCAUUCCUCCGUCCAUCGUGGACACGGAACAGAGCCAGCACGUGCUCCUGACGGAGGGCGAGAAACUGAGCCUCCGCUGCCCGGCCACGGGGCAGCCCACGCCCACCGUAACCUGGCGCCGGGACGACGCCAGCGCCAUCCCUUUUGGCUCCUGGUACCUGACGUCGGUCGAGGGCGACACCUUCAACGUGAGUCGAACCACACGUGAUCACAUGGGCGUGUACGUCUGCAUCGCGUCCAAUGGCGUGCCCCCGCCCGCCAUGAAGAGGCUCAACCUGGAGGUCACAUUUCCUCCGCUGAUCAAGAUCCACAACUGGGCCGUGGGAGCCAGCAACGGCAGCAGCGUGCAGCUCGAGUGCCUCGUCGAGGCCUUUCCCCGCGCAGUGAGCGCCUGGCUGUUCGGGGACCAGGGAGCGGCUCUGCAGGCGGGGCCACGGCACAGCCUCCGGGAAGAGGACGCGGGCCCGUUCGGGAGCCGCCUUCACCUCCGCAUCUCGCCCGUGCUGCCGCAGGACUUUGGCAUGUACAAGUGCGAUAGCAGGAACGCCAGGGGACACGCCGCCGGAGUGCUGACUGUCUUCGAAGUGGAUCCGUCCAAAAUUCCACCUCCCGCCGAAGAAAACAGUUACACACUCUACGGUCACGCUCCUCCUCCUCGGAUAACGGAAGCGGAGUGUCCGGUUUGUCCCGACUGUCCGUCCAAUCACGAAUGCGCGCCCCGCAUCAAAGCUGCAGGAAAACCUGGACUCUUCAACGUGGCGAGCAUCAAUACAAUUUACAAUCGAUCCCACUGGCUGCCUUUGAAGCCCCGAGACCAAGAAUGCCGAGCAAGGCGGCGGUACCUGCUCAAGGUUGGCAAGCCAGUGUUGUUCCGGCACAACAACGCAACCUGGGGCUCGUGGAUGCGCGACAGCCACAAGCGGGCAUUCGACGCCAGCAAGUUCUGGGUCACGCUGGACGGGGACCACACCACUCUACUCGAGUACGUGGACAACAACUUCUCCCGGCGCUACUCCCUACCGUACGCCUUCCGCGGUAACACACAGGUGGUAUACAACGGAUCUCUUUACUACCACCACGAGAACACAGACAGCAUAGUCCGACUUGAUCUCGGCAACAAAUCGACCGCCGCUCUGAACCUAGCUGAAGAUUUCUCCAGCGCACGUCUCUUGUACGCCACGCAACACAACGCCAUGGACAUCCUGGCGGACGAGAACGGCCUCUGGGUCAUCUACGCCAGCAGCGGGUCCAGCAACACGCUCGUGAUGAAGUUCCACGAGAGCGCCAUGAAGACUGAGCGCGUGUGGAACCUCACCUUAGACCACCGGACAGUGGGUGAGAUGUUCAUCGUGUGUGGCGUCUUGUACGCGGUGAACAGUGUCCACGAUGUGGCGACGCGCAUCAACUUCGCUUUCGACCUGUACGAGGAGACAGCCAUUGAGAUGGCCCUCAACUUCAGCAACCCUUUCCGCAACACGUCCAUGGUCAGCUACAAUCCAAGCGACGGCUCUAUCUACACUUGGGACUUGGGACACCAGCUUUUGUACCCGCUUCUAUUCACCAACGUCAGCACGCAUCACGAUGUCUGAAGUUUCUCGACCACUCGUCUAGAAUGAGUGCAUUUUCUGUGUGGCAUCGAGUUCUCAGUGCUUCGGGACCACACGUUUGCAAACCAAAGACGUCUGGGAAUGAAAUGGAUUUUCUGCCUCAGUUUGGGCAUUUUAUUUCUGCCAGCUGUAAAGCCCGUGGGCCUAACUUUCUUGAGGUGGUCCUCAUAAUGCUGACAAGAAAGAUUCAGCCAUUUUUGUUAGGAAUGAUGGAACGACACCUUGGAAGAACCUUGAACCAAGGUCUAUCUUUCGUUGUCCUGUGACGAGGCAUUUUGUUUAUUAAAGGCUAUGUAAGUAAGAAAAACAUAAACCAUAUUACAUACGUAUGUAAUAAUUUAUUUUGGCUCGUAGAAAGCGCGACAUUGAUCAGAGGAAAACACAGUGGCGAGAUAGAGCCAUCAUAUUUAUAAUUGGUAGAACAAAAAUGUAAAAAAAACAAAAAAACUGACGCGUAAUUCCGUCUAAUUUGAGGCUUUUUUAUGGAGGAUGACUUGAACUAAAAAAAUAGGAUUUAUUGUUCUUCUUAAAUCUUCCUAAAAGUUUUGUUUAUGCUCUGAAAUACCCCACGCGACGCUUGUGAUCUUCUGAACGCAAAGAUGUUCGUUCCAAAAAAAAACAAAAAAACGUAUUUUGUUUUCAAAUGACGGCAGAGUGUUCCAAUUGCUACAGAAAAAAAAAAUCAUGAUAGCAACCCCGUGCGUUCUCUUUAAAAUGACAAACAAUUAAAAGCAGACAAAGGGUUUGAUAUGGCUGAAGAAGAAUGAAAGUGCCGUUCAUUGAGAAACAUUUUUUAAUACAAAAAUAAAGACCCUUCUGAAUGCUUGUUGUGCUGAAUAUGGAGGCCAAAACGAGUAUCAAAACCUCUUCAAGGUAGGUAUAUCGAAAACGAAAAAAAAAAAAAA
Molecule: messenger RNA, 3562 nt
Organism: Ixodes scapularis (black-legged tick)
Lineage: Eukaryota; Metazoa; Arthropoda; Arachnida; Ixodida; Ixodidae
Exons: 14
Coding region: 66-2639 (857 amino acids)
Biological process (GO): signal transduction
Source: RefSeq, a predicted model, not a curated record